Polypterus senegalus (gray bichir) is the source of this 2372-nucleotide messenger RNA. Its product is annotated as gastrula zinc finger protein XlCGF52.1-like. Lineage: Eukaryota; Metazoa; Chordata; Cladistia; Polypteriformes; Polypteridae. Gene Ontology annotation, molecular function: DNA-binding transcription factor activity; RNA polymerase II cis-regulatory region sequence-specific DNA binding. The transcript has 3 exons. The record is from RefSeq and is a predicted model, not a curated record. Bases 499 to 1782 code for a protein of 427 amino acids. Gene Ontology annotation, biological process: regulation of transcription by RNA polymerase II.
UGAUUCCUCCGGCGGACUGCGCGGGCGGGCGAACGACUUGAGUGUCUGCACCUUCAAAGAUAAAAGUAUGCAGAAGAUGAAAGAAAGAGCGCACUGGGAGAAGUGUUGAUAAAACAAAGCCUCCCCACCAGUUCCACGUGCUCCUGCAGUGUGGCAUCUUACCGGCUUCGAGGACAGGGCUGUCCACGUGAGAUCUCCGAUGAGAAGAGCAGACACGUGAGGGGAGAGAGAAAAGAGUUUUACCCGGAGCAUGGCCUCAGCCAAAGAUGAUGACCUGGCCGAAAGAGUGGCGCACAUUAAGGAAGAGGAGUGUGAGUGGGAGGCAGCAGGGGACUUCUGCGAAGGAAGACUUUCCGUCUUUAAGGAGGAAGAGUUUGAGGGGAAAUUAUCCAAGUUAAAGUUGAAGAUUCGGAAGAUUACCCAGUUAGUCUCGAACCGCCAAACGAUGAAACUGGGAAUUUUGAUGGAGAAUCUCAUUCCAGUUUACAGGCCCGGAUCAUGAAUACCAGACUCCCGGCCACCCAGCAGAAUUCGAUGGAAGUGAAAUGCGAAUUUGAAGAGACGAUCAUUGGAGGAGGCGGGUGGGAAGGAGAUGAGCAGCAGCCAUCUAAUAGUUUUGGAACAGUUGCAGAUUUCCGAGGGAAUGGUUUCUUCUCGCAGUCGUCAUCUACUCAGCUCUUGCUUCAACGCAAAUUGCAACACAAACAGGACAAGGAGAAGAUGAAGAAGUCAGCACGAGGAUCGGAGAAUUUGACUGCAACCUCUUUCCAGUGCAGUUCUCUUCCUGCGAGAGAAGCCGUCAACACUGAAAAACAGCAAAGGCCUAAGAACAAUCCAGUGGCUGUGUGUGCUGGCCAAGAGUCCAGAGAAACGUUUAAAAACAAAUCUGACUGUAUAGAUGUCAAGUCAAAUGAUACAAGACCAAAGCCAUAUGCCUGUACUGAAUGUGGAAAAAGAUUCCUCCAUAACUGCAGGCUCCAGGCACACAUAAGAAUUCAUACUGGAGAAAAACCCCAUUGCUGCUCUGAGUGUGGCAAGCGAUUUUCCGACAGUCGUUGUCUCCAAAGACAUAAAAGAAUCCACACUGGUGAAAAGCCGUAUGGCUGUGCUGAAUGUGGCAAAAGAUUCACCGACAGUAGUGCUCUCCAGAGCCACACAAGGAUUCACACUGGAGAGAAGCCGUUUUGCUGUACUGAAUGUGGCAAAAGAUUCACCGAGACGAGCGCUCUUCAGAGCCACAAAAGAAGUCAUACGGGAGAAAAACCAUAUUGCUGUUCCGAAUGUGGCAAACGCUUCACCAGCAGCAGCAGUCUUUGGCAGCACGCACGAAUUCACAGCGGAGGGAAGCCAUACUCCUGUCCUGAAUGUGGCAAAAAUUUUCUACAUAAGAGCAGUCUCCAAAAUCACAUAAGAAUUCAUACUGGAGAGAAGCCUCAUUGCUGCCCUGUUUGUGGCAAGCGAUUUUCUGACAGCAGCACUCUCCACAGACAUACGAAAAUCCACACGGGAGAAAAGCCCUAUAGCUGUGCGGAAUGUGGAAAAAGAUUCAUUGACAGUAGCCGCCUGCAGAGCCACACCCGAGUUCACACUGGAGAAAAGCCAUUUGUCUGUCCUGAAUGUGGCAAACGAUUCACCAACCGGAAUGGUCUUCGCCAUCACGUGCAGAUUCAUUCGGGCGGGAAGCCAUAUGGCUGCUCUGAAUGCGACAAAAGAUUUUUACUUAAGAAGAGCCUCCAGAAUCACGUAAGAAUUCACAUGGGAGAGAAGCCGACAUCUAGUUGAGAUCUGAAGGUCUCGAGCGUUCUGCUCUCCACUGCACUACUUGGUAACUUAUUCCAUGUGUCUACGGUUCUUUACAUGAAGAAAAAAUGUACAUUUGUGCGAAAUCCGCCUUUAACGGGGCCCCAGUGUCCUUGUGCAGAAUUUAUUUCCGAAGGAACGACUGCUGUCUGCGCUCAUUACCUUCAUCAUUUUGAACACUACAGUCCCGUCACCUCCUGUUGUCAGAUGACUCGAACUGAAAAGGUUCACCUUCUUCAAUCUUUCCCCAAAGCUCGCACCUCUUAAUCCUGGAAUUGGCCUUGUUGCUCUCCUGUGGACUUUCUCUAGCGCUGCAAUGUCAUUUUUUUUUUGUAAUAUGGAGACCAAAACUGAAAGCAGUUACUGCAGGUGAGGCCUCACCAGUGUGUUAUUUAGCUUCAGCACGACUUCCUGUCAGGUGUACUCUACAUUUCGUGAUAAAGAGCAGCCUAUGAGCGCUCUUGAUCACUCCUGGCCACUAUUUGAAUGGCCGUAGUGAUGAGUCCACUAUAGGCGCUUUUCCACUGCAUAGUACAGCACAGCACGGUUUAGUACAGCUCACCUUGGUUCGG